This is a messenger RNA of Puntigrus tetrazona (Sumatra barb), 7380 nucleotides long. RefSeq names its product 1-phosphatidylinositol 4,5-bisphosphate phosphodiesterase beta-1. Gene Ontology annotation, molecular function: calcium ion binding; phosphatidylinositol-4,5-bisphosphate phospholipase C activity; calmodulin binding. The record is from RefSeq and is a predicted model, not a curated record. Gene Ontology annotation, cellular component: nuclear speck; cytoplasm. The transcript has 32 exons. Bases 263 to 3919 code for a protein of 1218 amino acids. Lineage: Eukaryota; Metazoa; Chordata; Actinopteri; Cypriniformes; Cyprinidae. Gene Ontology annotation, biological process: phosphatidylinositol-mediated signaling; memory; lipid catabolic process.
UCUCUCCGCUGCUCAUUUGCUCCGCGUCUCCGCUCACUCCUUCCGUUCCCAGCCACAAAUCCGCGGCGUUCAGUCCAGUCAAGCAGCACGAAUCGAGCGCUUCUAAAUGACCAUCCGCGCGCGUAAAGCGUUUCCAUUCACCACAACCGCUCCGCUGUCACCCAGCGCGCCGCGCUCGGGCUUCUUCCCGGAGGAGAAAGAGAGAGACUCUCCAUUUGUUUGCCUUUUUUGCGCCGCUUUGGGUGUAAAUGUUGAAGCUUGAAUGGCUGGAGCUCAACCUGGCGUUCAUGCGCUUCAACUCAAGCCGGUGCGCGUGUCCGAGAGUCUGAAGCGAGGCAGUAGAUUUAUGAAAUGGGAUGAGGAUUCGUCGACGGUGACUCCCGUGACGUUGCGUGUCGAUCCUCAAGGAUACUUUCUGUACUGGACGGAUCAGAAUAAGGAAACAGAUCUAUUGGACAUCACCUACAUCAAAGAUGCAAGAACGGGGAAAUGCACCAAGACGCCAAAGGAGGCCAAGCUGCGGGAGCUGCUGGAUGUGGGGAAUCUGGUGGGCCGGAUCGAGAACCGGAUGCUGACGGUGGUGACGGGGCCAGACAUGGUCAACAUCCAGUACCUGAACUUCAUGGCCUUCCAAGAAGACGUCGCCAAGGAGUGGGCCGAUGAGCUGUUCAGUCUGGCGUCGAACCUGCUCGCUCAGAACAUGGGCCGAGAGUCCUGUCUGGAGAAAGCCUUCACGAGACUCAAGCUGCAGACGAAUCAAGAGGGUCGAAUCCCAGUGAAGAAUAUAUUCCGCAUGUUCUCGACGGACCGGAAGCGCGUGGAGACGGCGCUGGAGAGCUGCAGUCUUUCGUCCGGCCGGAACGACUCUAUCCCUUUGGAGGAUCUGACGCCUGACGUUUACAAAUCGUUCAUCAACAACCUCUGCCCACGAUCUGAGAUCAACCAAAUAUUUGCUGAUCUCGGAGCGAAGAGCAGAAACUAUCUGUCCGUGGAUCAGAUGACAGAGUUCAUCAACAACAAGCAGCGGGACCCGCGUCUGAACGAGAUCCUGUACCCUCCGCUCAAACCCGACCAGACCCAGCUGCUCAUGGAGAAGUUCGAGCCCAACGCGGCCGUGAUUCAGAAAGGGCAGAUCUCAGUGGAGGGCUUCGCCAGGUAUCUGAUCAGUGAAGAGAACAGCGUCAUCCCUCCAGAAAAACUGGACCAGAGUGAAGACAUGACCUUCCCUCUCUCCCAUUACUUCAUCAACUCCUCCCACAACACCUACCUCACAGCGGGGCAGCUGGCGGGGAACUCCUCUGUAGAGAUGUACCGUCAGACGCUGCUGUCCGGCUGUCGCUGUGUGGAGCUGGACUGCUGGAAGGGCCGGACGGCGGAGGAGGAGCCCGUCAUCACACACGGCUUCACCAUGACCUCCGAGAUCUCCUUCAAGGAAGUGAUCGAAGCCAUAGCAGAGUGUGCUUUUAAGACGUCUCCGUUCCCCAUCAUCCUGUCCUUCGAGAAUCACGUGGACUCCCCCAAACAGCAAGCCAAAAUGGCAGAAUAUUGCCGAUCGAUAUUCGGGGACGCUCUCUUGACGGAGACUCUGGAGAAAUACCCUCUCGAGUCCGGCGUUCCUCUGCCGAGCCCUCAAGAGCUCAUGGGAAAGAUCCUGGUCAAGAACAAGAAAUCUCACCCCAAACCCUCAGACGGCAGCGCGAAGAAGAAGCUGUCCGAGCAGGCGUCCAACACCAACAGUGACUCGUCCAGCGUCUUUGAGCCGUCGUCUCCCAGCGCUGGACCUGCAGCUCCCGCGGAGGUGGAGGCUGAGGACGAUGAGGAUGAAGAUGAUGAUGAUGAUGACUGUAAGAAGUCCAUGGACGAGGGAACAGCAGGAUCUGAAGCCUUUGCCACUGAAGAGAUGUCCACCCUGGUCAACUACAUCCAGCCCACCAAGUUCCACUCGUUUGAGAUUUCCAAGAAGAGCAAGCGCAGUUAUCAGAUGUCUUCGUUCGUGGAGACCAAAGCCCUGGAGCAUCUCACCAAGACGCCGGUGGAGUUCGUCGAAUACAACAAGUUCCAGCUGAGCAGGAUUUAUCCUAAAGGAACGCGCGUGGAUUCCUCCAACUACAUGCCGCAGGUCUUCUGGAACGCCGGCUGUCAGCUCGUCGCGCUCAACUUUCAGACCAUCGAUCUGUCCAUGCAGCUAAACCUGGGCAUGUACGAGUACAACGGCAAGAGCGGCUACAGACUCAAACCGGAGUUCAUGAGACGACCGGACAAGCACUUCGACCCCUUCACAGAGAGCACCGUGGACGGCAUCGUAGCCAACACCUUGUCAGUGAAGAUCAUAUCAGGACAGUUUCUGACUGACAAGAAGGUGGGCGUUUAUGUGGAGAUUGACAUGUUUGGGCUCCCCGUCGACACGAGACGAAAAGCCUUCAAGACAAAGACGUCCCAGAGCAACGCCAUUAACCCCGUGUGGGACGAGGAGCCCAUCGUCUUCAAAAAAGUGGUGUUGCCCACGCUGGCGUCCCUCAGGAUAGCUGUCUAUGAAGAGGGCGGCAAGUUCAUCGGCCAUCGCAUCAUCCCCGUCUCAGCCAUCCGUCCGGGUUAUCGUUACAUCGGUCUGAGAAAUGAAAAGAACCAAGCUCUAACUCUUCCUGCUAUAUUUGUGUAUAUCGAGGUGAAGGACUACGUUCCCGAUACAUUCGCCGACGUCAUCGAAGCGCUGUCCAACCCCAUCAGAUACGUCAACCUGAUGGAGCAGAGAUCCAAGCAGCUGGCGGCGCUCACUCUAGAGGAGGGAGAAGAGGAGAAAGACACCAAGGAGGCGGAUCCCGGUGUUGAAAACCCUUCGGAGGUCAAAAGCGAGCCCAAACCCGUCCCGGUGGAGAACGGCCUGAGUCACGCUCCCAGCGCCGCUCCGAAGCCAGCGUCUCAGAUCAGCACACAGCCGCAGUCCACAGGCUCCAGCAAACCAGCGGUGAAGACUGAAGAUCUGAUUCAGAGCGUCCUCACCGAGAUGGAGGCUCAGAGCGUGGAGGAGCUCAAACAGCAGAAGGGCUUCGUCCGAGAGCAGAGGCGACACUACAAAGAGAUGAAGGACCUGGUGAAGAAACACCACAAGAAGACCACCGAGAUGAUCAAGGAGCACACGGCCAAAUACAACGAGUUCCAGCACGACUACCUGCGCAAGAGAGCCGUCCUGCUGAAGUCUGCCAAACGAGACGGUAAGAAGAGGUGCUUGUCGUCCAGCCCUGAACACGGACCCUCGUUCUUCGAGCAGGAGCUGGUCAGUCUGGAUCAGGACAGCGGUCAGAAACUCUCUGAACUCAAAGAACAGCAGCAGCAGCAGCUCCUCAAUCUGCGUCAGGAGCAGUAUUACAGCGAGAAGUACCUGAAGAAAGAGCACAUCAAACAGGUGAUCGAGAAGCUGACGGCCAUCGCCGAGGAGAGCCAGAGCAACCAAAUGAAGAAAAUCAAGGAGCUGUGCGAGAAAGAAAAGAAAGAGCUGAAGAAGAAAAUGGACAAGAAGAGACAAGAGAAGAUCAAUGAAGCCAAAUCAAAGGAGAAACACCUGACAGAAGAGGAGAAGCUGGAGAUCAACCGGUCGUACGUGAACGAGGUGGUGCAGCACAUCAAGAGGCUGGAGGACGCUCAGACUAAAAGACACGAGAAGCUGGUAGAAACCCAUAAGAGCAUCCUGCAGCAGAUACUAGACGAGAAACCCAAGCUCCAGAACGAUCUGGAUCAGGAAUACCAGGAUAAAUUCCGGCGGCUUCCGCUGGAGAUCCAGGAGUUUGUGCAGGAGAGCACCAAGAGAAAGACUGAGGACGGAGACCAGGAGGUCCUCCCCUCGUCCUCCUCCACGCUGGAGAAACUCAUGCAGAAAGGAGCUCAGUCUGAAGACGACACGGAGGAGGAGAAGAAAGACUGACGUCUCAAACCUUCAGGAUCUUCUUCCCGCUUCACUUUUACCUUCCUUCCUUUCCGAACCGGCUCGCGUUGACUCCGGCAGAUGAAGGAGAGCUGGCUUUUUUUGUUUUCUACCUGACUGGAAACGCACUGAGAUUUACAUCCGAAUCAUUUCUAGUGUUCUGUUGAUGUGCUUCUCAUGAUAACCAGUAAACGCUGUUUUAAUGGAAGAGAAGGCGGGUCGUGAGGAGGUCGUGACCCUGCACGGAGAUACUGAAGACAUCAGUUAUCUUUAAUGGAUGAAUCUCACAAAAACGCCCCGGUCAGGUCAACCCAAAACAUCUAUCCAGGGGUUAUUCACUCGCAAAAUAUGUUUUGCUUAGAAAUAAAAAAAAAAAAUUUGAGACUGAGGCAAAAUAUUAUUUCUUUUUUUACACCAAUAAUUUCUUGCUUUUUCAGAUUUAUUUGUUUCAUUUAUAUAUAUAUAUAUAUAUAUAUAUAUAUAAUGUAUAUAUAUAUGUCAUCUAAAAAUAAUAGCUUUCUUUUUUUUUUUUUUUACAUAAUUUACUUAAAAGAAGAACAAGUUAAAUAGCAAAACCUUACUUCUUGUGCAGAUAAGACAUCUCACAGCAUUAUUUAUUUAAUAUUAUAUGUAUUUUUUUUUCUUUUAUUAUUACUCAAAUACGUUUUUUUUGCAAUCUGGGUUAUAUUUCACUUCCAAAAUAUAUAAUAAUAUAUUUUCUCCAAAGUAAGAUAUGUGUACGUUUAUAAAUUGUAAUUAACCAUAUGUUACCCCUAACAUAUUUCCUUUUUAUUGUUUAAAAUAAAUAGUAAAAAUAAAAAAAUAAAAAAUAAAUAGUUUUUCCACCAGAAACUGUCAGGUUAUAUUUAUAUUUAUCUUUUUUUUUAUUUUUCAGGAUCAAUUUUCACCCUCUCUUAACAGUUAAACAGUUAAUUAGUUUUUUACAGAUUUGACAUUUAUUAUUUAUUUAUGUUUCAUCCCUCUCAUAACAAGCUUCACGUGUCAUAUUUCACCUCCGGAUACUUUUCUUCUCAUUUUUAGCUAUUAUUUCAUCAUUUUUAAGUGACAUUAACCCCCGUUUCGCCCCUAAAGCGUCUCUGAUCCUCGGGUUGAUUUCUCUCGGGGCUUUGUGAGAUUCACUCUCCUGGUUCCCGGUUUAUUUGCACUGAAACGGAUGAGGACUCUUCGACUCCUCUUCUUCUUGCUGCUGUUGGUUUGCUCGGACGAUUAGAGACAGACUGGUCUGGAGGUGCUCAAGCCCUGUCCCACACCGACCCGGAGCGGUUUCAGGGAUGCAUGCUUACAGUCAGCUGGCCGUUUGUGCUUCUACACAUUUGUAAAUGUCAGCAAUAUAGCUUGUGUUGUAAUGUGAUGAACUAUUAUCGAUUUGUGAAGGUGUGUUUCAAGUCUAUAAGCUUUAUUUAUUUUCAAACCCAUAACAGACACCUUUAGGUCAUUUAAAAAAUAGAUAUAUAUUUGCAUAUAGUGUUUUAUUUACUGUAUUGAGGGACCGUUUCAAUUCCUCUUGGUUUCUGUUUGGGAGGUUUUAUGAAACUCUUAAUGCUUUCUUUUGUUAUCACAGUCAGAAUUUUCCGAUUAGCAUCAAUAGGUCACUUUAAUAACUGAGCGAAUCUCACGAAAACAUGUCCAGCUCAAGAUCAGACGAUAUCGUAGUGACUCUACUUAACCCUAAUGCAUUUUUUAAUAAGAAUAACCUAAAAGGCAGAACAGCAUCACGAUGCAUGUAUCAUUUAUUAUUAUUUGCUUUACAGUGAUGACGAUUUGUCAUUAAUACGUUACAAAAAAUCAUUUAUUUUUUGCAAUAAAACACAGUAAAAUAUAAUCUGAACAAAUAUGAUAUUUUUCAGAUUUAGUUUAUUUCUGCCAUGGAAUAAGAAAAAAUGUUUCUCAUAAUUCUGAAAGAUUGUAGAUUGUGGCAUAUGAACUAGAAAUUGCAAUAUAUAUAUAUAUAUAUAUAUAUAUAUAUAUAUAUAUAUAUAUAUAUAUAUAUAUAUAUAUAUAUAUAAAUUUAAUAUUUUCAUCUUUUUCUCUCUGAAAUGUGAGGACAUUACAUUUCGAAUUAUUUUUUAUUUAUUUUAAUUCACUAUGUAUAAAAAUUAUUGUUAAUUUUUGUCUUGCAAUUCUGUUUUUUUUCUCAAUUUUUUUUUUGCAAUUUCUCAGAAUUGUGAGUACGAAUUUCGAGAUAAAAAUUCACAGUUACCUUUUUUUUUAUUGUUCAUCCUAUGGCGGAAACGGGCUUUCAUGUUUGUGAGAUUCACCUCAGUCAUAAAUAAAAUUAGUAAUGCAAACAAAGGCAAAAAAAAAAAAUAAAUAAAAAAAGAGAAAAAAAAAUGGAUAUGCACUUUGGAUGUCCCGAGGUAUUAUCAUCAUUAUGCAAUCUUUCUACAUAUGUCAGAAAGCAUGUAAUAUUUCCUUUUUACGACUUUAUUUUGUUCCGUUUUGGACGUAGGAUAUGUUGAAGGAUUUUUAUCCCAAGUGGAAUUUGAUUGUUGAUUCUUUUCUACUUUAUGCCAUGCGUCUAUACUUAGUGAUUUCCUUCAGCACUUUGAUCAGCCGUUAUUUCUACUUGCUACUGCUAGGAUUUAAUUUAACGAUUUUUACUUUUUUAAUCUUUUUAUUCGACUCCGGUCGGGUCAGCGACGUAUUAAAAGUUACACCCGGUAAGGAACGAGAUGACGUCUGACAUCGGUUUUCUGUAUAUUUGCGAGGUUUUGAUAUUUAUGCCCGAUAGCUGAUUGAAAAAAGUGCCAAAGCACGCUUCUUUGAGCUUCCCUUUCGACGCGCGUGACGGAUCGGUCCAGGAAAACCAUCACAGACCACAGAUGUUGAAACCUCGCAUAAUAUCCGUUUAGUCGGUUAUAAUGUGCUGGAUCGUUUCGGCGGCGCCAUUGGGAAGCGGCUGCGGAGAGUUGAUCGUUUGCUCUUAAUUUCACCCCGUAAUUGCUAGUUUACAUGUAAAAUGUUCACUUCUAGAAGUAUUGCAUUGAAUUUUGACCGUGCCAUUGUUUCCUUUCGACCAAAAUCUUUUUGCAAUGUAAGAUUACUUGAAUUACUUUUCUGACUCUGGUUAUUUUCGAUCAUUUUGAAGUGAAGUCCUGUGCCUUUGAAUGUUGAAUCUAUGUUAGAUGUGGAAUGUAAAAAGUGUUGAUGAAUAGAGCUCAUUUUUGUAUAAACCGUAAGCGCACUUUUAAGAUAUUUAUACUACUACGGAAUUAGAUAGAUAUGACGUGUCAGAAUAUGUAGGCCUGUGCUACUGAAUGCCACUUUAUGAUUUUCGACUUUUAUUGGUUUCUGAUCCCGAUUUGACAUUUUACGACAUUUGAUUUGGUCCACUUCUGUUAUUAGUAUCACAAAUAUCAAGAUCUUUGGAAGACAAAUAUUGUUGAAUGUAAGUUGUGCUCGUGUUGUGCAUUGGUUUUAAUAAAAUUGUUCUUGUGAAA